This is a messenger RNA of Camelus dromedarius (Arabian camel), 1991 nucleotides long. It is a transcript of the gene ARHGAP15, whose product is annotated as Rho GTPase activating protein 15. Gene Ontology annotation, cellular component: cytoplasm. The record is from RefSeq and is a predicted model, not a curated record. Gene Ontology annotation, biological process: signal transduction; regulation of GTPase activity. The transcript is spliced from 15 exons. NCBI's taxonomy places the organism in Eukaryota, Metazoa, Chordata, Mammalia, Artiodactyla, Camelidae. Bases 165 to 1535 code for a protein of 456 amino acids.
UUUUUUUUUCUCCAGUACUGAAAUUAAGCAGCAUCCAACCUAGGCCUACUCUUACGACAUGUGACUUUACUGUUUUCCGUUUUUGUUGAAAGAGUCAUUAACUGUUAGAAGUUGAUGGCAGUUUCAAUAACAGGUCAGCACUGAGGAAAGGAUAACACUGUAAUAUGCAGAAACCUACAAAUUCUGAUAGCUCUGCGGAAACACUGAAUCCCACCCGCCAAGGCACCGGAGCUGUGCAAAUGAGAAUCAAAAAUGCCAACAGCCACCACGACAGGCUGAGCCAAAGUAAAUCCAUGAUCCUCACCGAUGUUGGGAAGAUCACUGAACCCAUAUUUAUUGGCACUUCCUGUGUGUCAGAGACAACUUUGAAAGGUGGGGACACAAAACAAAAAGAUUCUCAGUCCUCUUGGAGUUUCCAUUCAAGAGAGAUAUCUCGGCACAGAAGAAAUCAUUCACAGCAUGUCUUGAAAGAUGUCAUUCCUCCAUUGGAGCAAUUGAUGGUUGAAAAAGAAGGUUAUCUUCAAAAAGCUAAAAUUGCAGAUGGAGGAAAGAAACUAAGGAAAAACUGGUCUACUUCCUGGAUUGUUCUUUCUAGUCGAAAAAUUGAAUUUUACAAAGAAUCCAAGCAGCAGGCUCUGUCUAAUAUGAAAACUGGGAACAAACCAGAAAGUGUGGAUUUGUGUGGGGCACAUAUUGAAUGGGCCAAGGAAAAAUCAAGCAGAAAGAAUGUCUUUCAGAUCACAACGGUAUCAGGAAAUGAGUUUCUUCUGCAGUCAGAUAUUGACUUCAUCAUAUUGGAUUGGUUCCACGCUAUCAAAAAUGCAAUUGACAGAUUGCCAAAGGAUGCAAGCAGUCCUUCAAGAAACCUGGAAUUAUUCAAAAUUCAGAGAUCCUCCAGUACUGAAUUACUGAGUCACUAUGAUAGUGAUAUAAAAGAACAGAAACCUGAGCACAGAAAAUCUUUAAUGUUUAGACUGCAACAUAGUGCUUCUGAUACAAGCGACAAAAAACGAGUUAAAAGCAGAUUAAAGAAGUUUAUUACCCGAAGGCCUUCCCUGAAAACUCUGCAAGAAAAAGGACUUAUUAAAGAUCAAAUUUUUGGCUCUCAUCUGCACACAGUGUGUGAACGUGAAAAUUCCACAGUUCCACGGUUUGUAAAGCAAUGCAUUGAAGCUGUCGAAAAAAGAGGUCUAGAUGUUGAUGGAAUAUAUCGAGUCAGUGGCAAUCUGGCAACAAUACAGAAGUUAAGAUUUAUUGUCAACCAAGAAGAGAAGCUGAAUUUGGACGACAGCCAGUGGGAGGACAUCCACGUUGUCACCGGAGCACUGAAGAUGUUUUUCCGGGAGCUGCCUGAGCCGCUCUUCCCUUACAGCUUCUUUGAGCGGUUUGUGGAAGCGAUCAAAAAGCAAAACAACAACACAAGAAUUGAAACUAUGAAGUCUCUUGUACAAAAACUCCCUCCACCAAAUCGUGACACCAUGAAAGUCCUCUUUGGACACCUAACUAAGAACAGAAACACGGAGAGUCCAAAAUAGUAAAGAAUCCAGUCCACUCCUAAAACCCACCCUUAAAAUGGCUUUUACUGUUAGAGGGCGGGAAGAGGCACAAAAUUUGGUCCCUGAACGUGUUUGAGGAAUGAGAUGCCUACUGUCUACAGUGCUGGCGUUUCCCCCUCACCGGUUGGUGCAGAGACACACCAGCCAGCAGUGGCUGGGAUGAGCUCCCAAGAACCACAACUGCCUGUCUUUCAAGAUGAGUCAAGAGAAGACCAGAUGGCAGAAUGCAGACCCUCAAACCUGACCAAUGGACAGUGAGGACAGUGAUAUCUUCCUUCAGAGCCUUGUAAAAUAAAGUCAGAGUUGCUGAGAAACGUCAAAGAAAGGGCUUUGUAUUUAAGCUUGUGUUAUGCAAACGUAGUUUAUUGCUGAGUGCUGUGGACGCUUUCAUGCUGAAGCCUGCACGUACCAUUAAAGACUUAAUUGUUGGUUGGA